UAUAAUUGUUUAGCAAACAUCAAUUUGAAAUGUAAAUAAAGAGUGCGCGCGCGUAUUCCAAUUUCUGUAAUAAAAGAAGUGCAAUUUCAUGUUGUGAUGUUCUAUCGGAAUGAGCCAAUGAUGUCUCUUACAUUUUACACGUCGAUGUUGGGUGGGUGUCACGAGAGCACGGGGACAGUUGGAGACAGUCGAUGGUCGAAGUUGAAAUUCAAUAUUGAUGAGGGUUCCAUUAAAUUUUUUAGAAGAAUGACAAUGGUGUUUGAUAAAAUAAAUUCUUCCAUAUUAAAAGUCAUCGAACCUUACAGAAAAUGGGUAAUAGAAAAUCCAAAGUUGCUGGCAGAUUUGGAAGAAACAAUACAAUGUUUAUCUUACUUCACAGCUGGUUCGCUAAAGAAUGUUUCUUCCUUAACAAAAUAUAAUGUUUACGUUUCGAUAUAUUCUACAAAUUCGUCUUUUCCAGGCCGUUUCAAUAAUUCUACAUUAAUGUCGGAGCUUAUUUACUCUCUGUCAAAUCUGAUAGUACUUUUUAAUGAUUUAUUAAUGUGCAGCGGUAGGCAUUUACAUUUAAAAUUUCCCCAAUUUAGGUCAAAAAUCAAAAUCUGGUUAACCAUUGUUGAAUACACAGAAACUUUGUUUGAGAUCUCUGUUAAGAAACAAUGGGGACAUACUGGUAAAUGGUUUAUAAUUAUUGUGAUACAAAUAUUCAAGGCUGUGCUACGACUUCUGUUAGUACAUGUGUAUAAAGAACGAGUAGUAAAAAGUCCUCCUCUGAAGCCACUUAAUAGAAAUCAAUUGGACGAUUCUGAAGUGGAGAAGAUAAAAGAAGGAUUCACAUUAAAACGAUCUGGUACUUUUGUUAGAAGUAUAAGGGGCACAAAUUCAAUGCAUACACGCACAUGGGAACCUCUAUCUCCUAGUAUUUAUGACAACUUAAACUCCUCCCCUAAAUUAGAAAGAAAUAUAGCUUUUGCAGAGAGUUUAUAUAUUAUGAAACCACUGCUCCAUUUAGGUUGUAUAUCUAUAACUGGUGAGAAACAAUGGCCACCAUGGUUAUUAUCAUUAGCCAUUGAUUUACUUAGUUUACAAAUAUUUAAUAAGGCAAUAAAGGCAGCUAUAUUUAAUAAAGAGGACGAACGGGAAUUACAUAGAAGAAUAUUAGCUGUAUUGCUUUACAUUCUAAGAUCUCCGUUUUACGAUAAAUGUAGUAAACUUAGGAUAUAUGCUUUCCUUACUGCAUUAUCCAAGAAUGUGCCUUUUGCUAGGUUCAUUGCAGAACCGAUAAAAAGAUAUCUUCCGCACUGGCAGAGUACAUACUUUUACGUAUGGUCCAGUUAGUCUGUAAAUCAUUGCAUAUCUUAAAAAUUCGGGAACGGUGGCAUACGAAAUAUUAAAAGGUAAUAGUAAAUAUUCACAGGAAUGUAAUGAUUUGUAUCCAAAGAACUGAUUAAUUCUGAUGGUAAUGUAAAUAGAAGCAUUAAGAAGUUCGUAUUUGUGAAAAUGGAGGUACAAAUGCAGUAAAGGGGAUCCUAUAUAAUUUAAUAUAGUACUGUUUAUGAAUUUAUAAAUUUUUAUAUAUUUUCGUCAUUGGAAAAGUUACAAAUGUUACCUUAACUUGGUAACAGAAACGAUGGAGAUAAGCAUGUAGGAUAUUUUCUUAGCACAUUUUAUAUUUACCACUUACUUCUACUACUCUAGGUUCGAACAUUCAUUUAUAUUUCUCAACAUAAAAUAUUAGGAAUGUACGCCGCAUUUAAUUUUUAUACUGUUAUACUUUCAUAAAGUGUAAAAUUCUUUUUCGAGACCAGAGCAACUUCCAUCGAUUUCUUUCCUUGAAAUAAAAAGCUGUUCAAACAACAUUUUUAUUCACAACACACACACACACACACACACAAAGAGAAAGAGAGAAUUAAAGGAUCAAUAAAUAUGGGAAACAUUAAGAAA
Molecule: messenger RNA, 1941 nt
Organism: Megalopta genalis
Lineage: Eukaryota; Metazoa; Arthropoda; Insecta; Hymenoptera; Halictidae
Gene: Pex16
Product: peroxisomal biogenesis factor 16
Biological process (GO): peroxisome organization
Cellular component (GO): peroxisomal membrane
Source: RefSeq, a predicted model, not a curated record